Camelina sativa (false flax) is the source of this 4388-nucleotide messenger RNA. It is a transcript of the gene MAPKKK7, whose product is annotated as mitogen-activated protein kinase kinase kinase 7. Gene Ontology annotation, biological process: protein phosphorylation. The record is from RefSeq and is a predicted model, not a curated record. NCBI's taxonomy places the organism in Eukaryota, Viridiplantae, Streptophyta, Magnoliopsida, Brassicales, Brassicaceae. Gene Ontology annotation, molecular function: protein kinase activity; ATP binding; protein binding.
AUGGCGCGGCAAAUGACGUCAUCUCAGUUCCACAAAUCAAAGACUCUCGACAACAAAUAUAUGCUGGGAGAUGAAAUUGGUAAAGGAGCUUACGGUCGAGUUUAUAAAGGGUUAGACUUGGAGAAUGGAGACUUUGUGGCUAUUAAACAAGUCUCUUUGGAAAAUAUUGUUCAAGAGGAUCUUAACACCAUUAUGCAAGAAAUUGACUUGUUGAAGAACUUGAACCAUAAAAACAUUGUCAAGUAUCUUGGGUCUUCGAAGACAAAGACUCACCUUCACAUUAUUUUGGAGUACGUUGAGAAUGGCUCUCUUGCAAACAUUAUUAAACCAAAUAAAUUCGGACCUUUCCCGGAAUCGUUGGUGGCUGUUUACAUUGCUCAGGUCUUGGAAGGUUUAGUAUAUCUACACGAGCAGGGUGUCAUACACCGAGAUAUCAAAGGUGCAAAUAUUUUGACGACAAAGGAGGGUCUUGUUAAGCUUGCUGACUUUGGAGUUGCCACUAAACUUAACGAGGCUGAUGUUAACACUCACUCAGUGGUUGGAACUCCUUACUGGAUGGCUCCUGAGGUUAUUGAAAUGUCGGGAGUUUGUGCAGCUUCGGACAUUUGGAGCGUUGGAUGCACUGUUAUCGAACUUCUGACAUGUGUACCUCCUUACUAUGAUCUGCAACCCAUGCCAGCUCUCUUUCGUAUUGUUCAGGAUGAUAACCCUCCUAUCCCGGAUAGUCUUUCUCCAGAUAUUACAGACUUUCUACGACAGUGCUUCAAGAAGGAUUCCAGGCAGAGGCCUGAUGCAAAGACACUGCUCUCUCACCCUUGGAUACGAAAUUCUAGACGAGCAUUGCAGUCAUCACUUCGGCAUAGUGGCACCAUCAAAUAUAUGAAGGACCCCGCUGCAAGUUCGGAGAAGGAUGAUGAAGGUAACCAAGAUGUAGCUGAAAGCCUUUCAGCAGAAAAGGUGGGGAUGUCAGAAACUGACUCAAAAAGCAAAUUACCUCUGGUAGGGGUGGCGAGUUUUAGGUCCGAGAAAGAUCAGCCUACACCUAGUGAUCUAGGUGAAGAUGGAACGGAUAAUUCAGACGAUGAUGUUAUGUCAGAUAAAGUUCCUACACGUUCGGUCAGUGAGAAAUCUUCUCUUCAGUCUGGUGCUUUAAGUAUUCCUUCGGAUGCUAAGGGGACAUCUCAAGAUGUACAUGGGAAAUCUGAACAUGAUGAAACAGCUGGAAAUCUUGAAACCGAAGCUUCUGAAGCCAGAAAAAACAAGCAAGUUGGAAAAGAAUGUUCCAUCCAAGUGGACCAGACAUCACAUAGUUCUGGCUUAAAAGGCGAAGAUCGUGGGAUUCGAAAGGCUGUGAAGACUCCAUCUAGUCUUGGUGGGAAUGAACUGGCUCGAUUUAGUGAUCCACCGGGGGAUGCUUCUUUGCAUGAUUUGUUUCAUCCAUUGGAUAAAGUUCCUGAGGGAAAACCAAAUGAAGCCUCAACAUCGAUGCCUACAUCAAAUAUCAACCAAGGUGAUUCUCCUGUCGCAGAUGGUGGAAAGAAUGAUCUGGCAACAAAAUUGAGGGCUACAAUUGCUCAGAAGCAAAUGGAGGGGGAAACGGGGCAUUCAAAUGAUGGUGGUGAUCUUUUUCGCUUAAUGAUGGGUGUUUUGAAAGAUGAUGUUAUUGACAUUGAUGGCUUGGUUUUUGAUGAAAAAGUGCCCGCGGAGAACCUUUUUCCUCUGCAGGCAGUCGAGUUCACCAGAUUGGUCAGCUCCUUAAGGCCUGACGAGUCAGAAGAUGCAAUUGUAUCUUCUUGUCAGAAACUUGUAACUAUGUUUCGUCAGAGACCUGAGCAGAAAGCAGUAUUAGUGACUCAGCAUGGCUUCCUGCCUUUAAUGGAUCUACUCGAUGUUCCUAAAUCUCGAGUAAUAUGUGCCGUGCUGCAGCUGAUAAACGAAAUUAUUAAAGAUAACACUGACUUCCAAGAAAAUGCUUGUCUUGUUGGACUUAUUCCUGUUGUAAUGAGUUUUGCUGGUCCUGAGAGGGAUCGUUCUCGAGAAAUUCGUAAGGAAGCAGCUUACUUCUUGCAACAGCUUUGUCAGUCAAGCUCCUUAACGUUGCAAAUGUUCAUAGCUUGCCGUGGAAUACCCGUUUUGGUGGGAUUUCUUGAAGCAGAUUAUGCCAAAUACAGGGAGAUGGUUCACUUGGCUAUUGACGGGAUGUGGCAGAUAUUCAAACUCAAAAGAUCCACCCCAAGAAAUGAUUUCUGCCGUAUAGCUGCUAAGAAUGGAAUUCUUCUGAGGCUAAUCAACACUCUUUAUAGCUUGAAUGAGGCAACUCGGCUGGCUUCUAUAUCAGGGGGCGCACUGAUUGUGGAUGGUCAAGCUCCACGAGUGCGCUCUGGUCAACUUGAUCCUAACAAUCCUAUUUUUACUCAGCAUGAGACUUCACUCAGUAUGAUUGAUCAGCCUGAUGUAUUGAAAACUAGGCAUGGGGGUGGUGAAGAGCCUUCUCAUGCUUCAACUUCAAAUUCUCAAAGAUCAGAUGUCCAUCAACCAGAUGCCUUGCACCCAGAUGGCGAUAGGCCUAGACUAAGCAGUGUUACCCCAGAUGCUUCAACGUCUGGCACAGAAGAUGUUAGACAACAGCAUCGACUAUCUCUCUCCGCCAAUAGGACAUCAACAGACAAGCUUCAGAAGCUGGCAGAUGGUGCCUCUAAUGGUUUUCCUGUUACUCAAACAGAACAAGUUCGACCUUUGCUUAGCUUGUUGGAGAAAGAACCCCCUUCAAGACAUUAUUCUGGUCAACUGGAUUAUGUUAAGCACAUCACUGGCAUUGAGAGACAUGAAAGUAGGCUUCCUCUUUUGCAUGGAUCAAAUGAAAAGAAAACCAACGGAGACCUCGAUUUUCUGAUGGCUGAAUUUGCAGAGGUCUCUGGACGUGGAAAGGAAAAUGGAAAUCUAGAUACUACGCCUAGAUAUGCUGGUAAAACAAUGACAAAGAAGGUUCUGGCUGCUGAAGGAGUUGCUUCGACGUCUGGGAUUGCAUCUCAGACAGCAUCUGGAGUAUUGUCAGGUUCGGGUGUCUUAAAUGCUAGACCUGGAAGUGCCACAUCAUCUGGUUUACUUGCCCAUAUGGUCUCUACGCUGAGUGCAGAUGUCGCUAGGGAAUACUUAGAGAAAGUGGCGGACCUGCUUCUUGAAUUUGCUCGAGCUGAUACGACAGUAAAGUCAUACAUGUGCAGCCAAAGCUUACUCAGUCGUCUUUUCCAGAUGUUCAACCGUGUCGAACCUCCUAUUCUGUUAAAGAUACUGGAGUGCACCAAUCAUCUAUCCACUGAUCCAAAUUGUUUGGAGAACCUGCAGCGUGCGGAUGCUAUUAAGCAUUUGAUCCCCAACCUUGAGCUUAAGGAUGGGCAUCUUGUUUAUCAGAUUCAUCAUGAGGUGCUUAGUGCACUAUUCAACCUGUGCAAGAUAAACAAGAGGAGGCAGGAACAAGCGGCUGAAAAUGGAAUCAUUCCACACUUGAUGCUUUUCAUCAUGUCUGAUUCUCCACUAAAACAAUAUGCAUUGCCCUUACUUUGUGAUAUGGCGCAUGCAUCUCGGAAUUCAAGGGAGCAGUUACGUGCACAUGGCGGUCUGGAUGUUUACCUGAGUUUACUCGAUGAUGAAUAUUGGUCCGUAAUAGCCUUAGAUUCAAUCGCUGUUUGCUUGGCGCAAGACAAUGACACCCGCAAGGUGGAGCAGGCGUUGCUCAAGAAAGAUGCAAUUGAGAGAUUAGUUAACUUCUUCCAGAGCUGCCCAGAGAGACAUUUUGUGCACAUUUUGGAGCCAUUCUUGAAGAUAAUCACGAAAUCAUAUCGGAUCAAUACGACAUUAGCCGUAAAUGGAUUGACUCCGUUACUCAUCUCAAGGCUAGACCACCAAGAUGCAAUUGCUCGACUCAACCUCCUAAAACUUAUCAAGGCUGUAUACGAGCAUCAUCCACGGCCAAAACAGCUGAUCGUAGAGAACGACCUGCCUCAAAAACUGAAGAAUCUGAUAGAAGAACGACGUGAUGGACAACGUUCAGGAGGCCAAGUUCUGGUGAAGCAAAUGGCAACAUCUCUCCUCAAAGCACUUCACAUUAACACGGUACUGUGAGUCCAAAUACCAAAACUUCUAUACCUUGGGGACUGUAUAAAAUUUACUCCCAUUUUUUUCCAAGAAGAAAGUGAAUAUCUCUUCUUCUCGUCUCUUCCAUUUUUUACAAACUUGCAAGAUUUGUAAUUGUUUUAUUUAGUAGUGUGGCCCUCUUCUAGUGUGUGUUUUUUUAGUCCAUCGAGAGAUGCCAACACUUGUGGUUUUGUAAUAUGGUGUUUCCACCUCAAAAGUUUUCUUUAGUGGAUUAUUUUUAACGUGUUAAUUGA